GCAAAGACCAACUAAACUUUCCUUUCCCUGCAACUUUCUCCACAUGAGAAGAGAGAUCGGAGCAGAAUUCCUUCCGACCCGGACCCAUGUCGUUCAAUCCGACCCAUUUGAUGGACUCGCAGACGGCGGCGGAGCGGGCGGUUUCCGUCAUCGGGUUCGGGUACGACUUGACGGCCGAUAUCCGGCUGUCAGCUUGCAAGCCCGGGCCAUCCGGGUCGGGUCUGAUCAACAUUCAACGGAGCUCCACCAAGGACUUGGUCCUUCCCGGAGGCGUCGUCGUCGCUAAUGUCUCGACCUCCAUCAAGUGCGACAAGGGUGAACGGACUCGGUUUCGCUCAGAUGCUCUGUCGUUUAGUCAGAUGUCUGAACAAUUCAAUCAGGAACUGUCUUUAUCUGGCAAAAUACCUUCGGGUCUAUUCAAUGCAAUGUUUGGUCACAAGGGGUGCUGGCAAAAGGAUGCUGCUGCCACGAAACUUCUUGCCUUUGAUGGAUGGUUUAUUUCCUUGUAUAACGUCGAGUUGGUGCGUAGCCAACUUGCUCUAUCUGAGCAAUUGAAAAGAGAGGUUCCUUCUUCUUGGGAUCCACCUGCCCUUGCUCAGUAAGAUCAUUUAGAACAGUUCUAAUGCCAGAACCCAUAAUGUUCUUUUUAAGAAACUAAUUUUGUAGAUUCAAAAAUCACAUUUUAAAUUGUAGAUUAUACCAUAUACUCCUUAUGUUUUUGCAUUCUAGGAAGAUUUAACCUCUUUGAUUUUUUACAGGGGUAAGAUUCGAUUGUGUACAUCUUGACCCCCAGACCCCCACCAAGUUGGGAUUAUGCUGGGCUUGUCGUUGUUCUUGUAGGAACUAGGAAGAUUUAUUUGCACAUAUUUUGAUUCUAUCCUUACUGACCUUGACUUAUUCAUCUCUGUUAGUGCCAUGAUUUUUUCUUCGUAUGAUAUCCACUUAUAUUAUGGAAGUGUUUGAUUUCUUUCUUAGAUGGCACUCUUUUUAAAUAUGGAGUACAAUUUUUUUUUAAAAAAGAAUCUUACUAAUCAUGAACAUAUUGAAAAUGGAUUUUUUCCCGUAUGCUUUCACUUAUGUCCAAUGAUCAGUCACUCUGUAAAGAUUUAGGUGUUUAUAUAGAAAUGACAACUGUUUGUAAACUACAAUACUUCAUGGAUUUAAGUUGAAAGAAAUGUUUGAAUUUCUUUAUAAUUGACAACCUUAUAUCCCUUGAUAAAUAUGACAUGCAAAUAACUGUCACAAUCUCAUUACCUCUUAGUUGCUAGAAACUCACAAAUUAUGAAAUUUAUUGCACGAGUGUCCAGAUUCAUCGAAAAAUAUGGGACCCAUAUCAUUGUUGGGGUAAAGAUGGGAGGAAAGGAUGUAAUCCACAUAAAGCAGCUUCACAAUUCAAAUCUUGAGCCUGCAGAAGUGCAGAAAUUAUUAAAACAGUUAGCUGAUGAAAGAUUUUCAGACGAUGUAAAUGGAAACACGAUAUCAAACCCAAAUAAAUCUACUGAAAAUCAUAAGGUAAUUGGCAUCAAAAUUUCCAGACAUUCUUCUAACAAUCAUCUUACUGUUUAACAUUCAUAUCAUUUUGUGGUCACACAGAAAUGAAAACUCAAAGUGUAAAACUAAAUUGCAAUUCAAAUG
Cuscuta campestris is the source of this 1635-nucleotide messenger RNA. The record is from the annotation of a GenBank genome assembly. Lineage: Eukaryota; Viridiplantae; Streptophyta; Magnoliopsida; Solanales; Convolvulaceae.